CCCGGUGGGUCACAUGACGGAGCUGGACGGACCUCCUGACCGGCCUCCUCCUCCUCUCCGCUCCCCGCCUCUCGGUCGGCGGCUCCGUUAGCUCGCUGUUUAGCCUCCAUCGGCCUCCGAAGCACCGGAACAUGGCGGACACCGUCAGGGACCCUCCGCCGGACGGAACCGACUUCCACGAGCUGGAGGACGGCGAGGAGCUGUUCCCGGAGCCGGCGGCCGCUCCGGAGGAGUCACAACCAGCCAGUUUACCUGCUGAGGACAUCAGCACCAACUCCAACGGACCCAAACAGGACUUACUGUUCGAUGACGAUCCAGAAGAUCUGUUCGCCGAGGCGACCGAGGAGGUUUCAUUGGACAGUCCAGAGAGAGACGUCCUGCUGUCAGACGGCCCGUCGCCCGCCAUCACCCCCAUAACUCCACCCACCUCCGUCAUCACGCCCAGAAUCGGCCACGCCCACGACGACAUGUUCACACACUCCUCCUUCGACGAGAUUGAAGAGGAAGAAGGCGGUGAUUCUUUUGACAUCCACAUAUCAGUGUCCGACCCAGAGAAAGUUGGUGACGGGAUGAACGCCUACAUGGCCUAUAAAGUGACCACUAAGACCUCCAUGUCACUGUUCAAGCAGAAGGAUUUCUCGGUAAAACGGCGUUUCAGUGAUUUUCUGGGCCUCCACAGUAAACUGGCCUCCAAGUAUCUCCACAUCGGCUACAUCGUCCCUCCUGCUCCAGAGAAAAGCAUCGUGGGGAUGACGAAGGUGAAGGUUGGGAAGGAGGACCAGUCAUCCAACGAGUUUGUGGAGAAGAGACGGUCGGCUCUGGAGAGGUAUCUGAUGAGGACGGUGAAACAUCCCAUCCUGCUGAAGGAUCCCGACGUCCUGCAGUUCCUGGAGAGCUCUGAGUUGCCACGGGCCGUCAGCACUCAGGCUCUGAGCAGCGCUGGACUCCUGCGAAUGGUGAACAAAGCUGCUGACGCCGUCAACAAGAUGACGAUCAAGAUGAACGAAUCAGACGCUUGGUUUGAGGAGAAGCAGCAGCAUUUUGAGAAUCUGGACGUCCAGCUGAGGAAACUUCACGCCAGCGUUGAGUCUCUGGUCUGUCACAGGAAAGAGCUGUCGGUGAACACGGCUCAGUUUGCCAAGUCGGCGGCCAUGCUGGGGAACAGCGAGGACCACACGGCUCUGUCCAGAGCUUUAUCUCAGCUGGCCGAGGUGGAGGAGAAGAUCGACCAGCUGCACCAGGACCAGGCCAACGGAGACUUCUACCUGUUCUCAGAGCUGCUGGGGGAUUACGUACGACUGCUGACCGCUGUCAAGGGAGUGUUUGAGCACCGGAUGAAGACGUGGCAGAAGUGGCAGGACAGUCAGAUGCUGCUGCAGAAGAAACGAGAAGCUGAAGCCAAACUUCAGUUCACCAACAAACCUGACAAACUGCAGCAGGCCAAAGACGAGAUCAAGGAGUUGGAGGGAAAAGUCCAACAAGGCGAAAGAGACUUUGAGCAAAUCUCCAAAACCAUCCGCAAAGAAGUCAGCCGGUUCGAGAAAGAGCGAGUGAAGGACUUUAAAACGAUCAUCGUCAAAUACCUGGAGUCGCUGGUUCUGACACAACAGCAGCUGAUUAAAUACUGGGAGGCCUUCCUACCCGAGGCCAAGGCCAUCUCUUAGACUCCACGGUCCGACCGGCUCCGGUUUAAACUACACUACCCACGAUGCACCUGCUCUCCCAGCUCUCCCUCCUGCUCCUGUUUAAUCACAGAGUCAAGAAAAGAAGUGUGGCGGCGAACCAAGUGACUUUUCUGCAGUAAAACAACAAGAAAAAAAAAAUUCAUCGUCUUUUUUUUCUGAACUCUGCUGCAUUCAUGUAAAAAAAAAAAAUCAACAGAAUCUGAAUUCUUAUGUGGAUUUUUUUCUUUUAAAUCUGAAACCUGCAGUGAGUUUUGUUUUCCGGACAGUGAAUGCAGCACGAGUUCUACAGCUCUGGUGGUGGCUUCUAAUGAGGCGUCGGUUUCUACGUUCACGACUUAUUUAUCUGUUCCAUCACCGGACACGACGGGAAACGGGUAUUUGAAGGAAUCUCACUCUGAAUGUGUGUAUCCGAGGUUAUUUUUUAACAAAAUAAUCUCAAAUUUGCUAAGAAAAAGAUUGAAAUCAACACUUUUAGUUAAAAAAAAAAAAAAAGACUUUUUCUUCCUCUUUAGUUUGCUGUUUGGAAGUACGGAAGCUCAGUUCGACCACAAAGAACAAAAAAACAGAAACGAUGAAAAGUUAGAGAUGAAAAAACACAUAUUGUAAGCAAUUAUAAGGAAAAGAAUUACAGCAAAAUCAAAAAUUUCAAUUUGUAAAUUGUAAAAAGUUCAAAAUUUGGAUGUACAGAAGCUAAUUUUGACCACAAAGAAAAGAAAGCAGAAAAGAUAUGAAGUUAGAAAUGACAAGAAAUAUGCUUUAAGGAGUUGCAAGAAAAAGAAUUACAGUAAAAUCAAAAAUUACAAUCUGUAAGUUGUGGAAAAAGUUCUAAAUUCAGACAAAUGUGUGGUUUAUGGGCCUUUUCAUCGCCAAUUUUCACUUCAAAAAUAACGUUUCUAUUCUAAAAUAAUUAAGAGAGCAAGAUUUAUCAACAUGUUUUUAGAAUUAAGCAUAUCUUUAAAAUACUUUGAUUGUAUCCCACUGCCUUCUUCUGCUAAUAAAGCUCAAAAGUGAGCUGUAAAUUAAGAAUAAUUUAACAUUUACAAGCAGUAAAUAAACAGCUAAUAAUAAAAAAAAAAACAAUUGAGCAAAUAAUCAAAUAACUGAUCAUAAAAGCCACCAUAUAUUACAGCCAUUACAGUGUUUUAAAUGGUUUAUGAAGUGAUUUUGUUGCCACAAUCCAUAUUUUACUUUUUUUUUUAACUUAAAAUGGAUAGAAAAAAUAUUUGUCUUUUCUGACUUUUCCUUCUUCUUUUCCUGGCGUGAAUGAGCUUCCAUACUGUCCUAAACACUACAGUUCCCAUGAUCCAACGAACCCAACACACCUGUAACUCCGCCCAGCACCAGGAUGACAGUCCUCCCUGAUUGGAUGCUUUGUGCUGCAGUGUUUUCUGGGAGUUGUAGUUUUCUCCUAACGUUUUGCUUUUUCUGGUGAUUUUGUUGCUUGAAACCAGGAAUGUGAAACAAACAGAACCGCUCUGCUUCAUCAGCCGCUGGUUUUAUCCACUUCUACUCAGCAGGUCGAUUAAAACGGGAGUUUAUCCACUAAAAACCUGAAAAUAAAACCACUAAAUCACAACAUGUGAGACGUGAAACCGAUCCGGAGUCGAGAUGAAGGACGACCGACCGCUUCCUUCGCUUUGUGUCUUGUGUCUUGUGUCUUGUUCUUCCUGUCACCUGCUCACCUUGCGACCUCACUUCCUGUCACGCCGUGUGGUGUUUUUGUUGCUGUAUGAUCGCAAGUGAAGGCAACGUUUUCUGUUUCUGUUAACAGUUUAACCGAUAAAUCCAACAAUGGAGCUGUGUUCAGUUUAGCUUUUAAUCUGUAGCAUCGUUGGUUCUUUCCCCAAAAAACUCAUUUUUCUGCCUUAAAAAAAAAGUCCAAAAAAAAUCUACAAAAUCAGCUGCAGAGGAAACUGUGAUGUUUAGAAUUUUUUCGUUUACCAGGAGAAACAAAGCAGCUUGUUAGCAUAUUUAGUUUGUUAGCACCUUUACAUCAUUGGCAUCUUUAGCUAGUUGGUGUCUUUAGCUGGUUAGCAUCUUUAGCUCGCGAUGCUAUGAGCUGCUCCAGGUUCAGCUCCAGGUUCAGCUCCAAGUUCAGCUCCAGGUUCAGCUCCAGGUUCAGUUCCAUGUUCAGCUCCAUGUUCAGCUCCAGGUUCAGCUCCAGGUUCAGCUCCAGGUUCAGCUCCAGGUUCAGCUCCAGGUUCAGCUCCAGGUUUAGCUCCAGGUUUAGCUCCAGGUGUGGUGGAAGUGAAGGUUCGUCAGGUAACAGCGUCCAUCCGGAGAUCAGCCUCUGACUGUGAUGAAUAUUUUUCUGUCCAUUUCUCUCGUUGAUUUAAUUUUUGUUGAAUUUAAAACUCGUUUCUUUAUCAGAAUAAAAUCACAGAAUCCAUCACAGAAGCUACGAAUUGGACGUUUUUGAUUGAAACUGGAACUAUUUUAGAUUUUUACGUUCUUAUUUUUCUCAUCCUGAGUCUUAAAUCAUAAAUCCGUGCCGAUCGCUUUCUUUUUUUAUCUCUUUAAUUCCAUUUUUUGUGUUUUGCCGCUGAAUGAAGUGCAAUGGUUGGUUUGAUUAUUUUUAUUUCGCAGAUGAUGAACUGCUUUAUCUGAGGAAAUUUUUUUAACUUUUGAUGUGACAUUCCUGCAACGGCAGAGCAGAAGUUUCCGUUCUUUAAUAAAGGAAAGUAUCUCAUCCA
This is a messenger RNA of Amphiprion ocellaris (clown anemonefish), 4378 nucleotides long. RefSeq names its product sorting nexin 2 (gene snx2). The coding region runs from base 132 to 1664 and encodes 510 amino acids. Gene Ontology annotation, biological process: early endosome to Golgi transport. Gene Ontology annotation, molecular function: phosphatidylinositol binding. The transcript is spliced from 15 exons. Gene Ontology annotation, cellular component: endosome; endosome membrane. The record is from RefSeq and is a predicted model, not a curated record. NCBI's taxonomy places the organism in Eukaryota, Metazoa, Chordata, Actinopteri, Pomacentridae.